AUGGCAGGGCCAUACUUAUCCUCUUUGCCAGGGGAUCUGCUUACCGAAUAUAUGUUUGGGAGAAGACGGCAGAGGCGCAACCGUACCACUUUCAGUCCUCAACAGCUUCAGGAGCUGGAAGCCCUCUUUCAGAAGACGCACUACCCCGACGUUUUUCUUCGAGAAGAAGUCGCUCUCAGGAUUAGUCUGUCCGAAGCUAGAGUUCAAGUUUGGUUUCAAAAUCGACGGGCAAAAUGGCGGAAACAAGCCCGACUUCAAUUGUUACAGGAUGCUUGGAGAAUGCGCUGUUUGGGAAUUACAUCUCCCCAACUAAUAUUAACGGGAAGACCCAGCGGUCCACCUCUUCCGGGAAAUCCGGAGAUGCAAGAAAAACCACCGGAAUACCCUCUCAUGAACCCAGGCCUACCUGUGCCCUGUCAGUGUUCUCCAAGAACGGAAAGCAGGAGUCCACACAGUCUAAGAAGCUCUCCUAGUCCUACUCCCUUGUCUCCUGGGGGACCAGAUGAUCUCUCUGUGGCAAAAACUACUCACAUCGUAGAUAAUUUCGAAAUUAACAAAAAUUUAUCUGCAAAUAGUCAUCCACGAAGCGAGUCAUAA
This is a messenger RNA of Anoplophora glabripennis (Asian longhorned beetle), 597 nucleotides long. RefSeq names its product retinal homeobox protein Rx2. Gene Ontology annotation, biological process: regulation of transcription by RNA polymerase II. The record is from RefSeq and is a predicted model, not a curated record. The coding region runs from base 1 to 597 and encodes 198 amino acids. The transcript is spliced from 3 exons. Gene Ontology annotation, molecular function: RNA polymerase II transcription regulatory region sequence-specific DNA binding; DNA-binding transcription factor activity, RNA polymerase II-specific. Lineage: Eukaryota; Metazoa; Arthropoda; Insecta; Coleoptera; Cerambycidae.